AAGAGAAAAACAAAGAAAACGCAAAAUACUCUGCAAAGUAUGAAACUGUGAAAUCUCUAACAACAGGCAACAAAUCAUAGCGAAACCUUGAUAAAUGCGCACGGCAAAUGUAACUGCAACUGCAACUGCAACUGCAAUUGUUACUGCAACACAACAACGAAAGCAAUACCUUAAACUGCGGCAAAGUGAUUUUUGGCAGGCCAGCUAGAAGAUAAAGUUAUAUAAAAGUUGCUGCAAAUGUAACAAAAAAAAAGCAGAAUAUAAAAAUCAGCAAAAAAAAAAACAAAAAUAUAAAGAGUGAGCAUUCCAGUGCAAGAUCUCAAGAAUGCCAGCCAGCCGCAGCCGGCAUAGGUACGGGGCAAGCAACAUUAAGAAGCAGCAACAACAGCAGCAGCAGCAGCAGCAGCCACCGUGCUACUCAAAAUCUCAAGGCAGCAACUUGUGUCAAUGUCAAAGUUGAAGUUAAAGUCAAAGUCAAACUGCGACGGAGACUACACACAAACUAAACAAAACAAAAUAAAGCUAAAGCAUUUUAAAACAGCAGACGACGCUGAAGUCGAUGUCAAAGAAGGUUGUGCUAUAUCUACAUAGUAAAUAAAAAAAAAAAACAAAUAAAAAAAAAACCAAAUAUAAAAUUAAGCAAACAAAAUUCAAUACGAAGAGAGCAAGAAGCAAGGCAAAGAGAAAGAGUGAUUCAAGGAGAGACGAAAGGCAAAGGACACACAAACAUAGCUUGAGCAAAUUUUUCAAAGAUUUGAUUUCAACGGCCCAAACUGGCAACUGGCGGCAGAGGAGAGACGACGGCGACGACGACACAAUGUCUGUGGACUUCAUACUGCCCAAUCGGAAUAAGAUACAAACGAUUGCCUAUGCGAGUGCGAGCGCAACCAGCUCGAAAAAAUACUCCGCUGGAGCUAAUUCCUCUUCGGCUUCGGCUGGCGUCAAUGAAUCCCAAUUAGUUGGCGUUGGCGUUGGCGUUGGCGUUGGCGUUGCCGUUGGUAGUGGCAGUUGGCGUCGUCCUAAACAACCCAAACAGCCCAGAUGCAGUCAGCCGACAUUGCGUAAAUUGUUAAAACCGCCGCCGCCGCUGCCGCCGCCCAAUCACCGCCAGAGCAAUGAUGGAGGAUUCGGUGGUAGAUCGAAUGCCACCGUUCUACGUAAUGCCAAUGGCAAUAAGAUGACUUUGAAGUCAAAGCGCAGUUCAAGAUCUAUGCUCAAGCGGGAGAUAAUCGAACUAGAUGACGAUGAUGAUAAUGAUGAUGAUGAAGAGGAUGUCAAUAAUGAUGCUGAUAAUGACAACAACAACAACAACAACAACAACAACAACGAUGUGGAUGAUGGCGAAGAUCAUGUUAAUGUGGCCAAGCGUAAUGAUAAUGUUGCUCGUCAUAAUGGUGUCGAGGAUCAGCUAUGUGAACAUUUGGAAUGGUCAGCAGCCCAGUCGUUGGUACAAAUGAAUUCCAAGCAGGAGAAGCAGCGACGUUUAGGAGCAACACCAACACCACCACCAACAGCAGCAACAACAACACCAACAGCAGUGGCAACAUCUACACCGACAUCAACAACAUCAGCAGCAGCAGCAGCAGCAACCAUAACAACAGCACCAACAACAACAACAACAACAACAACAACUGGAGCAGCCACAGUCCCAACUUCAGUAUCGAUGCACCGUCCAGUCGCCGUUGGUCGCGCUCCGGCCGAGGAUGGGAAGGUGAUCUUCUAUGCUCCGCCGGCAAGUGCCAGCGGAGUGGCCCGUCUGCCCGAGCCGGUGACCCUUAAGCGUGAGCGAGACCACCAGGUAGCUGCUUCAUCAUCGUCGUCCAUGUCGAUAUAUCGUGGUCGCAGCGUCGAGGAGACGGAGGCAGCCCACGAUCUAUUGUCGUUGUCGCAGAGCUUACCGCCGCUUAUACCGCCAUGUGUGGUGACCAUUAUGAAACAGGAGGUGGCCCACAAGUCACCGGAACACUUACAGGAGAUCUCGAACGCUUCCAACAACAACAAGUCCAUGGCCGCCACACAAUCGACGCAGUCGAACAUACGGUUCAUCGGCAGCAGUUCCUACGACAUAAUCCAUGGAGCGCCGGAGGCCGCCAACAAUUGCUCGCCGCUGACUCCGCCCAAUUCCGAUCAUAGCUCAGAUGUGGAUAUUGAUAUGUCCUCAUCGUCCGAAUCCGGCCAACCGCACUGGAAUAAGCAGUCCUCCUCAUUGACCUCGACAGUAACGCCUACCCAACAGCGUGCCUCCGCUCUCAAGAUGUGUCUGAAUAUGCUCGAUGGACGCACUAAGGCCAGCAAGGCGGCAGCCGGCAAAGAUAAACAAUCGCGUCCCAAGAGCCAUGGCGCCAAUUUGGGUAGUCCUGGCGUGGGUAGUAUCGGAGCAGCCUCACCAUCAUUGGAAGUUGUGGCUAGCUCUAACGGUUCCAGUGCUGGCAGCGGCGGUGGUGGUGGAGGAGGAAACGGUGAAAACUAUGCCAAACGCAAGCGUGGCUGCUACAAAUGCUCCGAGUGUGGUAAACAGUAUGCAACCUCUAGCAAUCUGUCGCGUCACAAGCAGACGCAUCGCUCCCUCGAUUCGCAAUCGGCGAAGAAAUGCAACACCUGCGGCAAGGCAUAUGUCUCGAUGCCGGCUCUGGCCAUGCAUCUUCUAACGCACAAACUCUCGCACAGCUGUGACAUUUGCGGCAAACUCUUCUCGCGCCCCUGGCUCCUGCAGGGACACUUGCGUUCCCAUACCGGCGAGAAGCCCUACGCCUGUGUCCAUUGCAGCAAGGCCUUUGCCGAUCGCUCCAAUCUGAGGGCCCACAUGCAGACGCAUUCGGGUGACAAGAAUUUCAAGUGCCAUCGCUGCAACAAGACCUUUGCCCUGAAAUCGUAUCUGAACAAGCAUCUCGAAUCGGCGUGCCUACGCGAUGCCGGAGCCAUCAAUCAAAGCAAAACCGAUGCCGAGGAUGAUGACGAUGAUAUGUUGGAUGCCGAUCUGAUGAAGCAUGAUCACGAUGAACUUGAGCACGAUGGUGAGGAGACUGUGUUGGACAGUGAUGAGAAUAGCCAGGAUAUAGUGGUAGAGUAAGGGCCCCCUUUCCCUCCCCUCCCCUCCCCUCCUCGUAUUCCAAACACCAAACAAAAAAAAACCAAAAAAAAAAAAAAAGGAAAAAACUAAAUUAUAAAAACUUUAUACCAAAAUCCUAAAAGCAAUACUCGAGCACCCUUAUAUCAAAUUAGAAAUCAAAUCAGUCAGCUUAAAAAAACAAAAAAAAAGACAAACGAAUAAAACACGGAAGAGUAGUUCGUUCGAUUGGCUAGCCGCAGGAUAAUGAUGAUGAUAAUCCAAAAUGAGGGAAAGAUGUUUUCUUAACACUUAACAAAAGCAAAAAAAAAAGAAAAAAAAAAGAAUAUGCAUAAUAUACUUAUGUACUUAAUAACUGAACUUUUCUGGUUUGGGCACUCUAACUAAACAUAUAUACAUAUAUAUAUAUAUAUAGCGGAAUG
Drosophila willistoni is the source of this 3489-nucleotide messenger RNA. RefSeq names its product zinc finger protein GLI4. Gene Ontology annotation, biological process: regulation of DNA-templated transcription. The record is from RefSeq and is a predicted model, not a curated record. Gene Ontology annotation, molecular function: DNA-binding transcription factor activity, RNA polymerase II-specific; RNA polymerase II cis-regulatory region sequence-specific DNA binding. Bases 818 to 3070 code for a protein of 750 amino acids. The transcript is spliced from 3 exons. NCBI's taxonomy places the organism in Eukaryota, Metazoa, Arthropoda, Insecta, Diptera, Drosophilidae.